Lytechinus pictus (painted urchin) is the source of this 4194-nucleotide messenger RNA. RefSeq names its product dnaJ homolog subfamily B member 11-like. Bases 389 to 1465 code for a protein of 358 amino acids. Gene Ontology annotation, cellular component: endoplasmic reticulum. Gene Ontology annotation, biological process: protein maturation; protein folding. Gene Ontology annotation, molecular function: misfolded protein binding. The record is from RefSeq and is a predicted model, not a curated record. Lineage: Eukaryota; Metazoa; Echinodermata; Echinoidea; Temnopleuroida; Toxopneustidae. The transcript is spliced from 10 exons.
GAUUCGAAAGGUGAGCCGUCGCAGGCCCAAAAGGUUCAUUUUUAAAUUUUAGGAGAGCUUUCAAACUUUUUUUUGUAAAUCGAAUCGAAAAGUCAAACUCACGCGAUCCGAGCAAGCUGGUCAAUCACUACAGCAAAAACGAUGUAGGUGACUAUACUACGGAUUGAUAACCACAUUUUAAUCAGAAUUUGACGGAGAACUGCAACUGGGAGAAUGGAGAGAAAAUUGCAAAGACUCGACUGUAAAGUUAGCAUGAAUGAAGGCGUGGCAUGGCCAAUAAAGUUGCGUGCGCAUCAGAUGUAAACGCAACAGCGAAUGAAAAACGACUUCGUGGAAAUUCUGAAAGGAGUGUUGAGCCGAAAGACCGGCGUUUUCACAUGGCAAAAACAUGGCUAUUUAUACAUGGAAUGUAUGCUUAUUUCUCCUCCAGUUGUCAUUAACUGUAUUAGCAGGGAGAGACUUUUACAAAAUCCUUGGAGUGCCUCGAGAUGCUUCUACCAACCAAAUCAAGAAGGCAUACAGGAAAUUAGCUAUGCAGUAUCAUCCUGAUAAAAACAAGGAUGAUCCAGAAGCUAAUGAAAAAUUUCAUGAUCUUGGUGCUGCAUAUGAGGUUCUUUCAGAUGAGGAUCAGAGAAAGACCUAUGAUGCACGAGGCGAAGAAGGUUUGAAGGAUAUGGGCCAUGGACAUCAUGGGGACCCAUUCUCCAGUUUCUUUGGAGACUUCAAUUUUGCUUUUGGUGGUGGAGGUGGGCAGAAGAGAGGUCAUGACAUUCCAAAGGGAGAUGAUAUCACUGUUGACCUUGAUGUCACCUUAGAAGAGCUCUACACUGGAAAUUUUGUUGAGGUUGUGAGAUAUAAGCCAGUAGCAACACAAGCACCCGGAAAGAGGAAAUGUAACUGUCGUCAAGAGAUGCAGACUGUGCAACUAGGUCCAGGUAGAUUCCAGAUGACUCAGAAAGAAGUCUGUGAUGAUUGUCCAAAUGUCAAAUUUGUUAAUGAAGAGAAGCUUCUUGAGAUAGAGGUUGAAGCUGGAAUGCGUGAUGGUCAAGAAUAUCCAUUUAUAGCAGAAGGUGAACCACAUAUUGAUGGGGAACCAGGAGAUCUUCGUUUUAAAAUAAUUGCAUUAAAGCACCCUAUAUUUGAAAGGAGAGGAGAUGAUCUUUACACCAAUGUCACAAUAUCAUUAUUAGAUGCUCUAACAGGUUUUGAGAUGGAUAUCAAACAUUUAGAUGGCCAUGAAGUUCAUAUAAUGCGAGAUAAAGUUACAUGGCCAGGUGCCAAGAUGAGGAAGAAAGGAGAGGGUAUGCCCAGUUAUGAUAAUAAUAAUAUCAAAGGAACUCUUAUCAUCACAUUUGAUGUGGAUUUUCCAAAAGGCGAUAUGACACAAGAACAAAAAGACAAUCUACAAUCUAUACUCAAGCAAAAGUCAGCACAAACUGUUUAUAAUGGUCUUCAAGGUUUCUAGGCACACCAAAUAUGAGGUUGUAGAUAUUAUCAGGAAAGAUACUUUUUUAUCUGUAGUUGUUAGAUAUUAAUGGUAUAUUUGAGGAAUAUAUUGAUGAGUCUGUCCUUUACCAUUUUAUGUCCAGUGAGAGUGAGUAAGAGAGAGAGAGGGAGGGGGGGGGGGGAGAAACAGAGUGAGAGAGAGAGAACAUGUUGACAACUGAUAAUUUAUUCAUGUAUUACUCCAGCCAAGCAUUGAAAUUUAUCAAGUUUGACUAGGAUUUUUUAUUUAAAUUUAAAUCCUCAUGCUUCUAUGUAAACUUUACGCUUGCAAUGAGAUGUUGAUUUUUUUCUCUAAAAUCUGUGCUGCUUCUUUUAGCAGGAAUACUGCACAGUGUCUUUUUCAUCAGUUUUCAUACUUUCCCCAUUUUGUCUAUUCUGAAAUGAGUGAAGAAGAUGAAAGAUGCUGGCAGAAUUUCCAGUUAAAGACAGCUCCGACUUUCAACAAGAUGCCUAAAUCGCAUUUCCAGAUCGUUGCUAUUCUUGAUAAUGAUGGUAUAAAUUAGUGGGUCUUUGUUUUUACAGGAAGGUGAUUAUAUGAUUAUGCAGAUCAAACAUUUCAAGAAAAAAAAAAAGAUAAUUUGCUGGAAAAGGAAGUAGAGGGUUACAUUAUGAAAAUAUAUGUGUUGCUUUUAACGGUAACUAUUCACAAUAUGAUAUGAUGGCAAUAUUACAGUGAAAAGGGGUCAAAAUUGUAAUAGAGUAGGUUCUGCACCUGUCAACCCUCAUGAGUAAAAAAAACCAAUAAAUAUCUUCAAAGUCAAAGUAUUGGUCAUGAAUAGUACCCCUUUUCAUUUAAGAAUAGCAGGUCCUGUGGAAAGGUUCUGUCACCCCUGUUUUGGAAUACAUGUAGUUAGUUGUAGAGUCUUUCCAAAGGGAAAUUUAGCUGUUGCCUGGAAUAGCAUUGCAGUUGAAAAUGCAGUACUCAGAUUAUAUCUAUCACACACAUUGGUGUCCCAUUCAAUUUGUAAUCAAGUGACAUUGAUUUAUUUAUUUGUUGAUAUGUGUGUUUCUAACCUUAUGUUCCAUGUUACCCUUUUCUAAAAGUGCAUAUUCAUAUAUCAUCCUCAUACUGGUUUACUUCACUUGUUUGUUCUCCUAUGCAUUGUAGGAACCCUUUUUUCAUAGUUUUAGUGUAGUAAUUGCUAGUAGCACAAUUUUUUUAAGGUUUGAUUUUGAUUCUUUGGAUUGAAACAUUCCAGUAAUUUUAGGAGUGGAAUAUAUUUUGGGAUUUAAAAUAUCUCUCGUGCACUUUCAAUACAAAAUGUCUGCAAAAUAAAAGUGGAGAGAUGUCCUCACUUUUCACUAUGAUAAAUUUAAAAGUGCACACACAUUGUACUUUAUUUUUCCAGUGAUGAUAUACAUAUUUAUCAAUAGUCAAUACCCAUUGAAGAAUGCCGCAUUGUAAUUUUGCAAAGGGGCACAUUGUGUGUUUAACACUGUGCACCAAUAUUAUAUUGGCUACUAAGAGCCAGAAUCUACUUCCAUGUAGUUGGUCCUUACAUAUUUCAAUUACCAUGUACUGUAUUGUACAAUUGGUAGAUUUUAGGUAUAUAAAUGUUUUCAAUAUUUUUUUUUAAGUGGCUAAGACCAAAAUAGUUUUUUGCCACAAACGAUUUGAUCACAAUUUACUCUAGAUACUAAAUAUAUGAUUUUUACAAUUGUUGUGAAUUCUCAGUGUAUAAUAACUGUUCUUUACUAUUUGAAUGUAAAGAUUUUGUAUCAAGAAAUUACCACUGAUUUAAAAUGGUAUAUUACAUUCACACCUUGUUACUUAUCACUAGUACCUAUUGUAAGGUAUUCACUUCACUAUCUGUCAACUUGGUCAAACCUGAUCGAUCUAUUUGGGGGUCUUUCAAGUGGUAUAUUAGUUCAGUUUGGCAAGAUCAUCAGUGUCAAAUAAUCAUGAUCAGUAUUGGUCUGCCUUAAUCGUCAUUACCCUUCUACUUAAACAAAUAUUAUGGACAUGUCCAAAAAUAUGUAUAGGGAGCCAGAGCAUUGUGGAUCAAUGUUGAUUGACCCUAAUUACCUUUGCCAAGCUAGAUCGAGCAAGCCCAAAAUUUGGUUGAUCUGGACUGCCCGUAAUCGAGUUAGAUUGAGCUGGUAGAUCGGCAGUGGGACCAUAACCUAAAAGGAAAGUCCUCCCUAAUUUUAAAUAAGGUUUUAGAAAAAAAAGCAGAUAUGGUGAGUACAAGUGAGCAAUAUUUUGAGCAGGAACUCUGAUUGAAUUUGUUGAAAUUAAUUCAGGCUAUGUUUAUUCAAAGUGUGAUAAAGCAAGCCCAAAUUGUUCUGUUCUGUGAUAUAUUGAGUGGGCUUCUUUUCCAUUUUCAUAAAAUCUAGUUUUUCUUCCUGGUUGAUGAAGGAAUACGUACUUCCAUUCAAGAAUUAAAGGGAUGGUCCGGGCUGAAAAUAUUUAUAUCUUAAUACAUAGAGUAGAAUUCACUGAGCAAGAUGCCGAAAAUUUCAUCAAAAUCGGAUAACAAAUAAUAAAGUUAUUGAAGUUUAAAGUUAAGCAAUAUUUUGUGAAAACAGUCAUGAAUAUUCAUUAGGUGGGCUGAUGAUGUCACAUCCCAACUUUCCAUUUUCUUAUGUUAUUACAUAUAAUCAUAAUUUUUUCAUUAUUUCAUACUUGUGUUAAUAAUAUGUCUCCCUUAUAAUGAAAUAAGUUGCAGCUAUAAAUAUCUAAUGCAC